This is a messenger RNA of Dovyalis caffra, 954 nucleotides long. Lineage: Eukaryota; Viridiplantae; Streptophyta; Magnoliopsida; Malpighiales; Salicaceae. The record is from the annotation of a GenBank genome assembly.
AUGUUCUCAAAAUGGCGAAACGCAACUGAUAAGGUAAGAAAGCUUGUAUUAGAAAACCAAACUUGCUUGCCUUUCACUCGGUGUUUUAGAAACCACGUAAACAUGGUAGAGCAGCAGAGUUCAUCUUCUAAAGUUCAAGCUUUAUACGAACUGUGCAAAAAGACCUUUACACCCUCUGGGGUGCCUGCUUCUUCUCAUGCCAUCCAGAAACUCUGCUCUCUUUUGGACACGGUCGGCCCUGCUGAUGUAGGGCUUAAAGAGGAACAUCAAGAUGAUCGAGGGCAUGGCUUUCUUGGACUUAGUCGGUUGAGUAGCGUUGUGCGAUGGGCUCAACCAAUAACAUAUGUAGAUAUUUAUGAGUGUGAUAGUUUUACGAUGUGUAUAUUCUGCUUUCCUACUUCUUCCGUUAUUCCACUCCAUGACCAUCCUAGUAUGACUGUUUUCAGCAAAGUUCUAUAUGGUUCUUUGCAUGUGAAAGCUUAUGAUUGGGUUGAGCCUGCCUGUUACCAAAAAAGCAAGGGGCCUGGUUAUCCUGCAGUAAGGUUGGCAAAGUUGACAGUGGAUAAAACUUUGACAGCUCCAUGUGGGACGUCAGUAUUGUACCCAAAAAGUGCUGGGAAUCUGCACUGUUUCACUGCCGUCACCCCUUGCGCUAUGCUUGACAUUCUUACACCUCCUUAUAGUGAAGAUGCAGGCAGAAAAUGUACUUAUUACCAUGACUAUCCUUAUUCCACUUUCUCUAUAGGAAAUGGAGCUGAGAUAGGUGAUGAAAAAGUAGAUGACUAUGCAUGGCUUGCAGAGAUAGAAACACCUGAUGAUCUUUAUAUGCGCCAAGGAGCAUACACAGGACCACAUGUUCAGAUCGCGACCCAGGAUCAUGCUAUUUUUGAGUCUAAGUGCAAUAUCCCGACUGGAGAGGUGAUUGAAAUGCUGAAGUUUGAGCUUGAUGGAUGA